Molecule: messenger RNA, 2619 nt
Organism: Dreissena polymorpha
Lineage: Eukaryota; Metazoa; Mollusca; Bivalvia; Myida; Dreissenidae
Exons: 5
Coding region: 4-1023 (339 amino acids)
Molecular function (GO): ubiquitin-protein transferase activity
Source: RefSeq, a predicted model, not a curated record
UCCAUGGUGACCCUGGACAAUGUACUCCCGGGCAGUGAGGACCAGCAUAAUGGAGAUUAUUUAAGUACAAUUGUUAAAAAGUGUACUACAUUUUGUAAAUCCAAUGAUGUGUCUGAUCCUAUUCAUGUGCUAAAGAUCUUUCAAAAAGAGAUUGUCACUGGGAGACCAUUAGAACUAACAGAAGAGACAUCAUCUACGGGCAUUUAUGGUGAAACCAAUUUCAUUUUGGUAGACAGAGGCGAUCUACUGAAAACAGCAAUUGAGGAAAUAAGGGCAAUAAGCGACAUGAGGAAAUGCCUUGAAGUUCAGUUCUAUGGAGAGUGUGCUGCUGAUUUUGGAGGUCCAAGAAAGAAAUUCUUCUCUCUUGUCCUGCAUUGCAUUAAGGAAGAAUACUUCGAGCCAGUGAGAGAGUGGUCAGAUGACUAUGAAGCUGUUGGCAGAAUAUUGGCUCUGAGCACUAUUCAAAACGGAAGAUUACCUAGAAUUAUGUCAGCAGAGCUAGUGGAGAAAGUAUUCAAUCAAGUGCUGCCUGUAGACAAGUACAUCCAGGACCUAAGAAAAGGUCUUGACAGUCUUGGUCUUGUUCAGCUUGUUCAAGAACUGCCAGCUGUUAUUCACCUGUUCACACCUCAACAGUCGAAUCCUUUAACGGUGAAGAUGUUGACACACCUAUUGAACCCACAGUUUAGUGCUGAAGGGUCAAACAGAAGACAGAGAGAGAAUUCCACAUACACGUUGUUCAUCAAAUACAUGCGUGAAGCUGCAAGUGGAAGACGAGGUGCUGUAAAUCUUGGGAGCAUAUUAAGGUUUGCCACUGGUACAGAGGAGGAACCUGCCUUGGGCUUUGCUCUUCAGCCUUCCAUUCAAUUUAUGGAAAGUGCUAAUUUCCUGCCCACUGCAAAUACCUGCAUAAACAGAAUGAAUUUAUCAUUGCCAGAUGAAAGUAAUCCACUACCACUGCAAGAGGAACUGUUCAAUUUGUUUGAUCUAGCAUUUUGUAACACAUUCUUUGGUUUAGAAUAAAAAAUGACAUUCACAUAUAAUUAUACCCCCAUUACCAUUGGUAAUAGAGGCUAUAUAGGAGUCACUCUGUCGGUCAGUCGGGCUGUCACAAAAUUUCAUCCAAUCUUCACCAAACUUGGUCACAAGUUGUAUCUAGAUGAUGUCUAGGUCAAGUUUGAAUAUGGGUCAUGCCAGGUCAAAAACUAGGUCACGGGUCACUUACUGCGUUUUAAACCGAAAGUUUGUCCGGACCAUAACCAUGUCAUUUAUCAUUAGAUUUCAAAAUCACUUGGUACAUUUGUUCACCAUCAUAGGACGGUGUGUCAUGCAAUAGAAGGACGUCGAUGUCUCCAAGGUCAAGGUUACACUUUGAAUUCAAAGGUCAAGUCGGUCGGUCUGUCUGUCUCAAAAAUUUCAUCUGAUCUUCACCAAACUUGGUCAGAAGUUGUAUCUAGAUGUUGUCAAGGUCAAGUUCGAAUAUGGGUCAUGCCGGGUCAAAAACUAGGUCACAGGUCACUAACUGCGUUUUAAAAUGAAAGUUUGUCUGGACCAUAAGUUCAUAACCAUAUCAUUUAUCAUUAGAUUUUAAAAUGACUUGGUACAUUUGUUCACCAUAAGUGGACAGUGUGUCAUGCAAAAGAAUUAAGUCGAUAUCUCCGAUGUCAAGGUCACUCUUGGAGUUCAAAAUUCAAAAAAGGCCAUAAAUGAGCUUGUCCAUGCCAUAACUAUGUCAUUCAUUGUAAGAUUUGAAAAUGACUCCCUACAUUAAUUUUGUUCACAGUCAUUGGACGGCAUGUCAUGCAAAAGAAUUCAAGAGUUCAAAGGUCAAAAUGGCCAUAAAAGACAAUGGCAUAAUCAUUCUUCCAAAUCGCCAUAAAUUAGCUUCUCUUGUUUUGUGAAGACAGCGUGCAAAAUAUUCAAUGUCACUGCAGCAUUUUGGGGUAUAUGUCACGUCUGUGACAAAGCUCUAGUUGUGUAUAUGUAUGUAGUAAAAAAUGUUUUGAAUGUAGUAUGUGAGUUAUAUUGGUGUAAUCAACAUUUACUUUGUGAACCCUCAAGAGGCCAACCUUUUUUUGCAAUCUUGAAACUUGGUCAGCACAUUUGUCCCCAUAACAUUAUUACCUCUCCUGAGCACUAUAGCCCCUAUGUAGAGCUUAUGUGAUAGUCCUUUGUUUUUUGUGCAUAUAGUCCUUUUUUUUUGUGCAUCGUCAAUAUAUGCCAUGUGAACGCUAGAGUCUACAUUUUUGUCCGAUCUAAAUGAAACUUGGUCAGAUAAUUAGUCCCAAUGAUAUCUGGACUCGGUUUGAAAUUGGGUCAUUAAGAUGUCAAACACUAGGUCAAAAAAGAAAAACCAUGUGAACACUAGAGGUCAAAUUUGAUGCCUAAUCUUCAUGUAAUUUUGUAAUAAUGUUUUUUUUAAUGAUAGGUUCAUUGUUGGUUGAGCAUGAAAAUAAGCCUUUUUUCCAUGAACAUUUACAAAUUUUACUGUAUUGUAGUGUACACAAUGUGUAAAGUAUAUCAAUUCUUUGAAUUUGCUUAUUAGCAUGUUGUUAAUUAUGUCUUAUUUACAUGCAAUACAUUUUGCUUGUUUACAUUGUAAAUGUGAUGUUCAUUUAA